AUGGAUUUCCUACAACCAAGGGCUAAGCCGGUGACAGACAUCUUCACUAAUGAUAUGCCAAUAGAUCGAAGAAAAUGCCAACGAGUCGUUCCAAUGAAAGUGCUUGUCUUGGGAGUUGGACGAACAGGUACUGCCUCUAACCCUUCGAGCCGCUUUAAACACCUCGGCUAUUUGGAUACAUACCGCGUGAUGUCUGCCAGUGUGGAAAACCCUCCUAACUACGCAAUGUGGUAUGAUGCAUUGACAGCUAAAUUUUGCGACUGGCCAGCUGUAGCAUUUGACAGGGAAUUGAUUAGCACCUAUCCAGGUGUUAAUGUGAUUUUGACCGACAGAGAUAUCGACAAAUGGCAUGCAUCUACUAUGAAAACUGUUUAUUGGCGAGUUACGGACCCAGAGCUUCGCUACCUACCCUAUAUCGACUGGGCAUCUGGUCUGUACUACCCAAUGCUUCGGAAAUUCUUCGACACAUUCUUCGAAGGCACUUUCCCAACGACAGGUAAAGACGUAUACCGCCGCCAUUACGCGGACAUCUGUAGUCUGGUUCCUCCAGAGAACCUGUUGGAGUAUCAGAUCCAAGAUGGGUGGGGUCCACUGUACGAGUUUCUAGGCCGUGCCCGCAGCCGCAAAAGAAAUCAACGACAAAUGCUGGAUGUGGCGCUUCCCUUCACGGUAGGGAUGAUGUUGGUUUGGAUUGGGGUCGAUCUAGUUCUGUGUAUCGUUUAUUGA
This is a messenger RNA of Talaromyces proteolyticus, 726 nucleotides long. RefSeq lists its product as uncharacterized. The record is from RefSeq and is a predicted model, not a curated record. Lineage: Eukaryota; Fungi; Ascomycota; Eurotiomycetes; Eurotiales; Trichocomaceae. Bases 1 to 726 code for a protein of 241 amino acids. The transcript has 5 exons.